GAGACGACGGAAUUGGAAUUUGGAACCGUCUGCCGUGCUACACGCCCUUCACCGGCGCUGCUCGGCUCUCCCCUAGCCAGCUAGCCUGCCCCAUUAUUCCUGGAACCUUCUCCCAACUUGCUCCACAUGUCUCCCCCUUCUUCACGUACGUCCAUUGCAGUAUUUAUACGGUCUCCGUUCCACAGGUAGUUUAAUUCACAGGUCCUCUGCAACAGUCAAAAGUUGAACUUUUAAGAGGGAAAGCUCAAGCUGACCGACCGAUCGAGCCCAGCAAUGGCGGCAGGGGCGGCGAGGCUGCUCAGAGCAACCCCCGCCGAAGCCAUCCAACACCCGGACAUCCGUCGACUGCCUUCAUCGUCGUCGUCCCCCACGACGUCCGGCCACGUAACCACCAGUUGUCGGCCGUGCCGCAUCCCGUCUCUGAAGUUCCCGCCGUUCCUGUGGGAGACGACGAAGACGCGGCCGCACGGGGUCGUCAGCCGCGCCGCCGAGCAAAGGGCGGCCCUGAUCACGCUGGGAUCAGCAGCGCCCGACACCACGCAGCUGGAGAAGAAACGGCGCGGGCUGCUGCGCCUGCCCGGAGACGCCGGCAGCGCAGACCUUCUGCUGCCUCUGGCGUACGAGGUCGCGAGGAGGCUGGUGCUGAGGCAGUUCUGGGCGACGCGUCUCGCGCUGCUCACGCACCGGUGCUGGGCCAAGGUCGCCGAGGCCGUCAUCCACCAGGUCGUCGUCAGAUGCCAGUCAUUCACGCUGAUCGGCGUGGCGGGGUCGCUCGUUGGUUCCGUCCCAUGUUUUCUCGAGGGCUGUGGCGUUGUUCUCGAGUCCUUCUUGUUGCAGUUCCGUGCCAUGUCCCAGGUGGUAGAUCAAGCCGAGAUCAUCAAGCUCCUCAUAGAAGCGUUAGACAUGUUCCUGAUCGGCACCGCGAUGCUGACGUUCGGCAUGGGGAUGUACUUCAUGUUCUACGGCUCCAGGACCGCCCAGAACCCCAUCCACCAGAGGCUCAAGGAAGGGGCGAGGUUCCAGUCGAUCGUGCAGGCGAAGUCGAGGUUCGGCCACGCCAUCCUGCUCCUGCUCCAGGCGGGCGUCCUCGAGAAGUUCAAGAGCGUGCCGCUGGUCACCGGCCUCGACAUGGCCUGCUUCGCCGGGGCCGUGCUCGCGUCCUCCGCCGGCGUCUUUCUCCUCUCCAAGAUGGCCAUGCAUCCGCAGCGACCCAAGCCAGCGGCCUUCGCUGUGAACGGUUAAUUCUGCGUGUGACUCUGCAACAGAUCAAGGUCUCAACGACAUGGGAAGGGAUUGAUCUGGAAGAUUCAGAAUUGCAGACCCUGCAUUAUUCUCAUCCGUUUCACUCGGGUUUCUCAUCUUACUAACUGUUGUGAUAGGUGUAGCUGUGCUACUUAGCUAGCUCACAUUUAUUCGUUCUUUCGUGUCAGCAACACUAGUGAUCGUAGCAAAAAUGCAAAUAAUUUUCAUCUUUUUUUCACUGUCUGUAGUAUUGACAUUGUCAGUUUGUAAGUUUGUACGCGACGUUAAUAUAGCCUCUUGGCGAAAGAAAAAACCAAAGCACAUGACCCCGA
Molecule: messenger RNA, 1574 nt
Organism: Brachypodium distachyon (stiff brome)
Lineage: Eukaryota; Viridiplantae; Streptophyta; Magnoliopsida; Poales; Poaceae
Exons: 4
Coding region: 274-1242 (322 amino acids)
Source: RefSeq, a predicted model, not a curated record